UUUUGCACGUCAAAUAAACAUUAAUUAGUGGAGGUUCGUCAGUGUGUGUGUGUGUGUGAUUUGAAAAAUGGGAAGCCGUUAGGGAAGUACGCUGCCAGUCAGGAAAACCUGAAUUGCCAACGCGUACGUUGGCCCUCACCAUUUGCUCAUCCCGCAAGACCCGGUGUAGUUGCAGUCGCGAAUCGGAACGCUCAGGAUGAGGACGCUCUACACGAUCUACUUCCUGCUGGCCGCAUCGUUCUUUGCGGGCGUUGUGAUCGCGGGCGUGUUGCAGAUCAGCAAGGACCAGCAGCUGCUGCGGACGGUGCCCGAGGCGGCGGUUCGCAGCAAACGGCAGCUGUUGCCAGCUCUCGGUGGCUUCCCAAGCAACAUCCCAAGAUUCGGUUUCAAUCCACAGCCGAGCGUACUCAGUGGCUCUGCCGCAAGUGCCAGUGCAAAUGCGAAUACGCUAGGUUUUAAUGGCCUCAACAGUGGCCUGUCCGGUUCGAAUGCUGCCUCAAACGCACUCAGUCAAAACGUUGGUGGUUUUGGAUUUUCUGGCUCGAACGCCAACGCUAACGCCUUCAGCCAAGGCUUUGGACCUGGUGGAUUCGGUUCGUCAGCGGCCAACGCUCAGGCCCAAUCGUUCCAGAGCGAUGGACCGCUAGGGUCGUUCGGUGCGUCCGCAUCGAACGCAGCCAGCCAAGGGUUCAGUGCCGGACCGGGUGGACUGUCCGGGUCGGCCGGGUUCUCCGGCAGCCAAACGUACAACUUUCCGGGCCAGCGGAAGAUUUCGCUGGCGUACUCGAACGGAUUUUCCCUCGCCAACGGACAGCCGACCGGUUCGAACGGGUUCAGUAUUACGCAGAGCUGAGAAAGCUGCUAAAACGUCACACAAAAACAGUUCACAUUGAUAAGCUAGCUAUUAGUAAGAGAAGAAAGGAGGGCGUCUAUUUAUUCCAACAAAUUACUUUCUACAAAAGCUAAACCGACUCAUUAGCUUGGAGGUCGGCAGACCUUCAUUUUUGCGCUCCCCGGUGGGAAACAAAACAUGCAGAGGCAUGCGUCGGUUUUGCAUGUAGUGUGAGCUGCGCUUGUUUAGCGAGAAUAAACACCAACAAACAAACAAACAAACAUCGUCUUAUCGCACUAAACUCACUGCUAUUGUGGGGUUGAAUCUGUGCUCAACCAAUACAAGUAACCAUUCGAAUGCUGGAAUAAUAUGAUUUGAGGUUAGAACUACAUUUGAUCAAUGCUUGUUGGCCUGGAAAAGAUUCAAUAGUUUUAAAUAGUUUUUUGAACCUCCAUAUAUGCUUUUUAGUACAGUUUUUAGUACAACUUUAGGAAGGCUUUCCAUGCUUGAUGUUAUAAAUUCAUUAUUUCCUCAAAGCUAUCUACUUAUAUUAACAACACAGAUAGUUGCAAGAAAAGCUCAUUUUAACCCUUAAAUUCUUUAAAUUCCUCAAGAAAAUACGCUCUCAAGGCAAGCCCUCGCCUCAACUUCAAACAGCCCCACUGCUGCUGCAUUCGCAACCCGCCGAUUCCUAGUAUUGGUGCUGCACAAGCUAGCGGAUUAUGUUGCCCGCGUCCGUUUGCUCAACGGUUUAACCCCACUGCAAGUCAUCUGGACUUAAUCUGUAACUCCCACCCAGCCGUUCGAGCGCAAAAUGCGCCGCAAUCCCUCCAAGCAUAAGAUCAGCCAAGGGGUCAGACUCGCGCCAGCUACUUGCUCAUGCACCGCACGCAACCGUUAGCGCUGGGUGGUUGUUUAGUUACCCGCGAGCUGCUGCUACUAUUGCAGCUUCACAAUUCCACAGUUUCCGAUCGGUAAUUAGUCCCGCUGGGCGCGUUAGUUUUUCGAACCAACUCAAGAUGGCCAAUCCCCUAAACCGUUCCGGAUGGACAGUGAUGUGUGUUGUGGUGCUUCUAGUCGGGUACGUUCUUUCGCUACCGAUUGAAGAUGCUGCGAAGGAGCAGGAAAAACCACUCGGUGGAUUAGCCGACGGUGGUAGCGUACACGAGGAAGUCGUCGUCGGUGCAUCGCUGUACGUGCGCAAGAAGCCUGCCACCUCGUUGCGGCGACAGGAGCGCGAAAUACGGCACGAUGAUCACGUAACGCAUCACCGCGCUUCACACACGAACGGGCUGGAUUCGGCCGGGAAAGGGCAACCGUACAUGGGCAAACAUCACGACAAAGUGCUGACCAAAUGGAAGAACAGCAGCCCGAAAGUGGAACACACCAAGAAGCAGUAAAUGGAAAGUGUCCAGGGGCCAGUUUUUCGGUUGACGAAAAUCAAUCAUUCCGAGCUGUAGCUCACGCCGUCGAACAAAAAUCAAUCAGCUCAUAUAUUAGUGCAAAAAAUAUGAGUCGGUUCCCAGCCGGUUCCCAGGAGGGUUUAAUCGCGCUCGGUUUGGCGUGUGAUGUGACGUACGAGCCUGGUCAAGGUGGAUGAUCCGAUUAGGUGACCGAUCGAGUUGCUUUUCAGAUCGCACCGCCCUGAGCGAGUGACGAGGCACGAGAAGCAGGCAGAAAAUAUUAAUAUGUAAAUUACGUACGGCUGUAGAAUUUAGGAGAAGUCAAGAUAUGUGAGGCUCGCUUGUGAACAUUGCUGUGCUCUAAAUGUUUGAAUAAAAUGUUAAUCCAAAUUAA
Anopheles stephensi (Asian malaria mosquito) is the source of this 2629-nucleotide messenger RNA. RefSeq names its product ATP-dependent RNA helicase glh-2-like. NCBI's taxonomy places the organism in Eukaryota, Metazoa, Arthropoda, Insecta, Diptera, Culicidae. The transcript is spliced from 6 exons. The record is from RefSeq and is a predicted model, not a curated record. The coding region runs from base 197 to 853 and encodes 218 amino acids.